AGAGCUGGGCAGAGGAACCAGAGGGAAAAUCCACCUUCCCCAGCACAGCCGUAACAUCCACCUUACUCAACUGCUUGUCAAGUUCACCACCAACACAGAGGGGGCUCAGAUAAUCAAGAAACAAUGUCGAGUGAUGAUAAAAGCAAAUCAAAUGACCCCAAGACUGAGCCCAAGAACUGCGAUCCCAAGUGUGAACAAAAGUGUGAGUCCAAAUGCCAGCCCAGCUGUUUAAAGAAGCUGCUGCAACGCUGCUCUGAAAAGUGCCCACGGGAAAAGUGUCCAGCACCACCCAAGUGCCCGCCCUGCCCCUCGCCGUCCCCUUCAUCCUGCCCUCCCAAGCCCUGCGCCAAGCCUUGUCCUCCUAAAUGCCCUUCUUCCUGCCCACCUCCCUGCCCUCCCCCAGAGUGAGGCACUGUGGGCAUUACCCAACCCCACUACCACUGCCACUUCCACCAUGUACAACGCUGUGGGGCUGGGGACUGAAGCCAUGAACUGACAAGUAAACGUGUUCCUCUGCUGUGCAAGACUU
Messenger RNA from Mandrillus leucophaeus (drill), 529 nucleotides. RefSeq names its product late cornified envelope-like proline-rich 1 (gene LELP1). The record is from RefSeq and is a predicted model, not a curated record. The coding region runs from base 124 to 408 and encodes 94 amino acids. The transcript is spliced from 2 exons. NCBI's taxonomy places the organism in Eukaryota, Metazoa, Chordata, Mammalia, Primates, Cercopithecidae.